AUGGGACCGCCAGCAAAAUGCUCGAGCCUAGGACAUGGCAUACACUCGUUCUGGAAUGAACUAGUUCAACCUCAUGGAAAAUUCUACCUCCUCCCGCGUUCCAAACUUCUGAGAGAGUUUGCUCCUGACUCAAAGGAAGCGUGCUUGGUUGACUGGCAACUUCCUGUUGGAUUGGCAUUUCGGCAGAAGAACAUCUGGAAAUAUCAAUAA
Molecule: messenger RNA, 210 nt
Organism: Caenorhabditis remanei
Lineage: Eukaryota; Metazoa; Nematoda; Chromadorea; Rhabditida; Rhabditidae
Exons: 2
Coding region: 1-210 (69 amino acids)
Source: RefSeq, a predicted model, not a curated record